This is a messenger RNA of Nicotiana tabacum (common tobacco), 712 nucleotides long. RefSeq lists its product as uncharacterized. The record is from RefSeq and is a predicted model, not a curated record. NCBI's taxonomy places the organism in Eukaryota, Viridiplantae, Streptophyta, Magnoliopsida, Solanales, Solanaceae.
AUGGCAGGAAGAGGACGUGGAGGAAUACAUGGAGGAUUUAUAUCUGGAUUUGGUCCUCUCGGCUCUGCAGGACUACUGGGAAGUGGAGGCAUUGCAUCCCAACUUGGCUCAGGAGGACUACUCGGGGGUGGCGGACGUGGAGGUGCUCCACGUAUUCUCCGAUGGACACCUACAAAUGAAGGCAAAGGGACUCAACUUGGCGUAGAAGGACUUCAUGGUGGUGGAGAAAUGCAUGAAGUUGCAGCCAUGACAGGGGAACUUGGAGGUAUAGGGCCUUCACCGAGUCGUGGAGAGUUACCUGUUGUUGGAGGUACCGAAGGUCAGCUUAGCCAUGGACGUGGUGGUCCUCCUCAUGCACCUAGUCCUGGAAAGCUACCAGAAUUGAGGCCUAAACCUGGCUCAGGAGUGCCAACAAUGGUUGGACAUGGCAAGGCAUGUGGGGGUUGUUACCCUGUCCUAACCUGUUGCCUUAACUUCUUUUGCUGUUGUUGGAGAGGCCCAAUGGGCUUACAAGGGCGUUCAGGACCAAUGGGGCCUCCUCGACUCUGAUUUAUUAUUUUAAAAUCCUUGCAUUAAAUUCCAUAAUGUACAUACUUAAAACAUGAAAAAUGGUCAUUCUGUAACGUAUUCUUUUAAACUAAACUGGCAUACAAAGUGACGACCUCAUCCUAUUCCUAUCUGCAUUCAAAGCUGAAGUUGAUGCUUUCUGAAA